CACCAGGAAGUAAUACAGUGGUUAACUGAUGGGACGAUUCGGCUGGUGGCUGCAGUCGGUUAUCUGAAUAUCGGACUUUCCAAUACAGUGGGGAGCUGUUGUGUGUGUCCGUGUUAGCAGAGCCAUGUCUCCUGACGAGCUGGUGUACCUGGGAAUUCUCGCUGCCUCCAUUCCUGCCGGAUUCCUCUUCCGCUACCUCAGUCCACCUGUGAAGCAGGGGGCAGCUCUUCUUCUGGGCCUCUGCAUCACUAUCGCUACCUGUAACAUACACGCACUCCACUCUCUGGUGACAGUGAUUGGAACAUGGAUUAUUAUAAAGAGCAGCUGGCGAAAAGCCCCAGCACUGAGUCUCAGCUGGAGCUUUCUCUACCUCCUCUUCUUCCGGCUGGUCACCUGGGUUGGUCUUCCACCGCCAACACCUUUUGCCAACGCCAUCCAGCUGCUUCUUACUCUCAAGAUGGUGAGUCUAGCCAACGAGGUGAACAGUUUCCACAUGGAGAAGAAAAAGGAAGUGAGCUCCUUUGCCAAGUCUCCAGUCAUUGGUGGUCUGUCUGAGGAACCGUCCCUCUACGAUAUUCUGUCCUAUAGCUACUGUUAUGUUGGCAUAAUGACUGGUCCCUUCUUUCGCUUCCAAACAUACGUUGACUGGCUGAAGCAGCCAAGUCCGCUGGCUCUGCCCAGCUUAGCACCGUGUCUGCAGCGUCUGAAGCUGGUUCCAGUCUACGGCGCUCUCUUCCUGGCCGUCAACUCUGUGUUUCCUCUGGCUUACGUUCGCACAGACGAGUUCCUGGAUGAAAACUUUUUUUUCAGGUUCUUCUACAUGGUAGUGGUGUUCUUUGUGUUCCGCAUGCGUUUCUAUGCAGCGUGGUGUGGAGCUGAGGCUGGUUGUAUCAGUGCAGGUCUGGGCUGUUAUCCAGAAAAGGCGUUGUCCAAACCCGGUGGAGGACCCACCGUCAACUACAGUUCUGAUCCCACUGCUGAUGAGAAAUAUGACUUCAGAACCAUCCAGAACAUCGACUGUUACAACACUGACUUCUGUGUGAAGGUCAGACACGGCAUGCGUUACUGGAACAUGACAGUGCAGUGGUGGCUGCAUCACUACAUCUACCCCAACGCCCCCUUCAAGGCCUAUGCUCUCAGGGCUGGCUGGACUAUGUUCAUCAGCGCCUACUGGCACGGACUACAUGCUGGCUACUACCUCUCCUUCCUCACCAUCCCCCUGUGCAUCGCAGCUGAGUCUGUAAUGGAGGCAUCUGUCCGAACCAAACUGGGCCCUCGUGGGCAGAACAUCUUUGACUGGGUUCACUGGUUUUUGAAGAUGAGGGCCUAUGACUACAUGUGCAUGGGCUUUGUGCUGCUAAAGGCGUCUGACACCAUCCACUACUGGUCGUCCAUCUACUUUGUCAUGCAUGUCAUCGCCGUUAGUUGUAUAAUAGUGGGCAAGGUGCUGAAGGGAGGGAAGAGGGAAGGGAAGAGAGGGGACAAGGAGGUGAAAAAGGAGGGAGAGAUAGAAAAGGUGCAUGAGAAAAAAACAGACUGAAUGAACAUACAGAAAGGAAAUGGCUGGAAACCUUUUUGGACAUGAGGACUUAAUUCAAGUGUAGAACAACAUUACUUUUCACCAACACUCUAACAACACACACACACACACACGUCCAACAAGACUCAUUGUAAAUACAGUGAGUCAAACAGUGUCACAUGUAAAUGUUGCGUAAACUGCCGCAGGAGAUAUUACAUGUAAAAGAACUGAGAACACGGAUGUUGGAGCAUAAUGUUACUUUUGUAUUGUGUGCAUUGGCCUCUGUGUUGGGACAAAAUGAGGUCACUGUCAUGCUAAGAUGCUACUUUAAAGGUCCAGUGUGUGAAUGUCGGUGUUCUUCUUUGCAUGUGCAAUCACCUAUUAUGUGUAAAUAGUUUCCAUUGCCACAGAAUGAGUCCUUUAUAUUUAGACCAGGAGCAGCUCUUCUCUACAGAGGCCAUCAUGUGUACAAUGGGCAGACUUAACAGCUUAUAGAAGGGAAGGGUGAAGUGAGAGAGAUUCAGCUGCAACAUCACAAAUGCAUAAUGCUAAAUCCUACACACUAUACCUUUUUUAAAGGCACGUGACAACAUCAAGCAGUGCAACCUUCAAAAUGAUCCUGUAAUGUUUAUGAUCCUUUAUUCUACAACAAACAUAACAUUCCGACAGUGCUCAGUGAUGCCACACCCACCCCCGUGACUGAGCAUGAUGUAUGCAUCAUGCUAUUAUGAAAAUACACGGUUAUUGCCAUUGAUUUGAUCCAUACUUUUUUUGUUCUGCCGUUAACUGCCACACAAACAACUCGGCUCAUUAUCAGGAACACGUGCACUGACAUCUCUGUUGCAGCGUUGUAUCCAGUGAAGAGUGUAUCAUUUGAACAAUAAUAAUAAUAAUAAUCUGUUUACUGCCAAAAUAUAUGCACUGCCAUCGUGGACCAUUCAGGGCCGGGACCAGACAUUUAUUUACAAAAUGUGGCAAAUGUGACAGCACAUCAUAUCAUCUUUCCCAGUAUAAUCAAAGAAGAAGCAAAUCAAUUUGUUAAAUCAAUGGUUAAAGAACUAAAAGUAUUACACGUGAAUAAACUGGAAGAUAAGUCCAGGCAGAAAGAAUUUCAACAUUUUUAAUAUAUAUAUAGAAUUGAUAAAUGUUAAAGUGAAAUAUUCAGUGUUCAGCUGGAAAAUACACUAAGGAAGCUUCAUUUCACUUCUGUUUCUGUACAUUUUGUGUUAAAUAUUAACAUUACUGGCAGUUAUUUCCUUCCAAUGUGUUUUCUUGUUGAACUGUUUCUUGUAAUGGAGAUCAUUUAAACUGCAUGUGUUGUUUUGCCACUACCCUGAGUCCUCCCUUGCAGAAAUGGCUCUCUUUAUCACUCUAUUAACAGUGGUGGUUGUGGAUCAUGUCAUCGGGCUAUUUAUUUUCCUGCCCUUUGUCUGUUUUGUUAUUUGUCUUUAUAAACUCCACUGGACAGCAUUUUCACCA
Messenger RNA from Solea senegalensis (Senegalese sole), 2998 nucleotides. RefSeq names its product membrane bound O-acyltransferase domain containing 7 (gene mboat7). The transcript is spliced from 9 exons. The coding region runs from base 125 to 1540 and encodes 471 amino acids. Gene Ontology annotation, cellular component: membrane; mitochondria-associated endoplasmic reticulum membrane contact site. Lineage: Eukaryota; Metazoa; Chordata; Actinopteri; Pleuronectiformes; Soleidae. Gene Ontology annotation, biological process: phosphatidylinositol biosynthetic process; lipid modification. The record is from RefSeq and is a predicted model, not a curated record. Gene Ontology annotation, molecular function: lysophospholipid acyltransferase activity.